AAAUAAUUUCCAUUGGUGUAAAAGUUGUCUGAGAAACUUUAAGAUAUAUAUGCAUACAAGAGCUCAAAGAGAUAAGAAGAAAAAACAAUCUAUGAAGAAACCCAAUACAAUACAUUCCCAAUUCUAGCAAACAAAAACAACACAUAAAUAAUUAGAUGACUCAGAUCCACUAAACCCACCAAAACUCAGAAUGAAAAAGCAUAUUAUCGAGAGAAAAAAAAAAAAAAACCCAUCUCAAAAAUGGCACCAAAUGAGGAGUGGGCAGUAGUGAAGAAUUGAACAGAAAUCAGAGUUGGUGAUGAUGAUGAGACAAGGCGGAGGAUCAGAUUCAUCAAGGUGUCAAGACUGUGGAAACCAAGCAAAGAAAGGCUGUGCUUACAUGAGGUGUAGGACUUGCUGUAAAACCCGAGGGUUUCAGUGCCAAACCCACGUCAAGAGCACUUGGGUUCCUGUCUCCAGAAGGCAUUCUAGGCUUCAACAACAGUUUCCGACUGUUCAUCAACAGCAACAUCAACAUCUCCAAGCCCAAAACCCUAAAAGAUGCAGACAGAAUCCCCCUACAGGACUGGAAGUGGGGAAUUUUCCGGCUGAAUUGCAUAUCCCGACAACAUUUCGAUGUGUUAGAGUGAGCUCACAUGAUAAUGCUGUUGAUCAAUAUGCAUAUCAGACUGAAAUCAACAUAGGAGGACAUCUCUUCAAAGGAAUUCUUUAUGAUCAAGGCCCUGAGGCUGAGACUCAUUACACCGCCGACGAGAGUGCCUCAGUGCAACAACAACCAAAUCUCAUCACUACUGGUCUCACUUCUUCUUCUUACCCAAGUCCAUUCAUUCCCGGUACGCAAUACUUUCCAUACCCAAAAUCUUAAACAACAUUUUUUUCCCCUCUCUUCUCUGUCUAAGCUUUGUAUCUGCGCGAUUGAUGUUGUUUUGAGUAAUUUAUAAUAUCAUUGAACAAGAAACGAAGAGAAAGUAGAAUGGGAGUAUUUUGUAUUCCCAAUUCCAAGUGAAGAAUUAUUUGAUCUUGUCGGUGAUUUUAAAAAUGUUUUUGUAAUGUUGCAUUUUGUCUCUUAUCCUUAAUUUACUAGUAUGUUUGUCCUUUUUCUGAUCCGGCUUCAAUUUCAAUUUUUUAGAUUAGUACUGGUUUUGUUGUUGUUUAUGAACUUCGAAGCAACUUUUCUCCCGGUUUUCCGUUUCUUUGCCGACCUUGAAAUCUCUAGCAUUAUGGAUAAA
Messenger RNA from Camellia sinensis, 1229 nucleotides. RefSeq names its product SHI-related sequence3 (gene SRS3). The record is from RefSeq and is a predicted model, not a curated record. Gene Ontology annotation, biological process: positive regulation of DNA-templated transcription. Gene Ontology annotation, molecular function: DNA-binding transcription factor activity; DNA binding. Lineage: Eukaryota; Viridiplantae; Streptophyta; Magnoliopsida; Ericales; Theaceae. Gene Ontology annotation, cellular component: nucleus.